AUCUGCUCAAAAUGGUAGGGCUCACACCAGCCCAAUGUGACGGCACAUUGGGCUGCAGCAGCGUGCAGGCGACAAAGAGAGAAGCACAGAGGGGGCCAUUCAAAAAAGCUAUCACAUAAGUCGAAAUCCAGAUAGAACAGAGGGCGAGAAGGACGCAGAGGGUGCAAGCAAUGGAGUGGAAGCUGCUUAGCUGGCUUGCGUUCUGGGCAUCGACUGACCUUUUCCGGGCCGCAACCUUAAUUGGACGUGGAAUAUUGUCACUGCCAACAUUGUUAAUUACUUACAUGGUGCUGUACAGUCUAGGUUUUCACAUUCACAAGAAUGUCUAUCUGUGGAUUAGUAUCCAUAUGCAUGUCAGAGCCCUGCUUCCAGUCCUACCUGUCUCGCACACCAUGGUCGCUACACCUAGCACUCUUUCUUUUCCUCUCAGCAGCCAAAUUUGAAAAGACAUGCGCGCGCGUAGCAGGAUCGAUAGUGAGUACUCUUUAUCGUCGAUAUGUGCGAGACUCCUUGCAGUUCUUGCUGACCUGGACGGGAUUGAUGCAGACCUUUCCGUGUCCAGCCUCCCUGGGUACUUUGCUGCUACAUUCAGAGGUCUAUCCCAGCUUGGCGGGGAAGCAGUCAUGGAAGCUUGCUGCGCUCAACGUGCUCUACUGUUGCCUGCCGUUGCUGGUUCAGUGGGUGUCUCAAGGACGUCUGCGCACGGGGAUUGAAUGGGCAGACAGGCGGUUACAACACUUCUGUAUGAAAAUCUGGAGUUACUUCACCUGGUUGCGACUGACUCUGGAGAUGUCGUGGGUUGUCCGUGCCCUGUCUGCUGGAGGCUCCAAGAGCGAGAAGGCGUGCACAUGGAUUGCACGCAGAGUGAGCGAGGAGAGGAACAAAGCUGCUGAUCACCAACUAGACAGUUACGUCCGUGCCGACAACCUCAAGAUCGCUCCAAGCUUCGAUGACAACACCGUAGACACCGAAGACCUGGAUUUCAUCUGCGCAGCGAAGACCGUCAAAGACGCUCAGAAGCGGCCGCUGAGUGCCGCACUCAUAGCGGCGUGCGUGCACAGCGAUUCGGUCAGCGGCAUUCGCAAGGAAGACGCGCUCGAGGCGUUGGCACAACUGACCUACCUGAAAAGCCUCGCUCUAGUGCCCGGGGAUCAGCUCUUUCUGGCGACUGAGCUUGUGCGCAUGUGCCGGGUCACUUUAGAGGAAGAUCAGAGCAUCGACUACGUUCACAGUCUGGAAAUAGGACUUACGGGCCUGGCGAACCUGGCGUUAAGCCACCCAGGUAUCGGCUCUUUCCUCAAGGGCGAGCGCCUCUUCUCCAUCAUCGCGGGUCUCGUGAAGCCGACCGUUUCGCUGGGGCACUCCUGCCGGCGAUACGCAGAAGAAGAAGCGCUGAACUUCAAGCCGCAUUUCAACUCGACCGAUCUCGGCUACCAGCGAUCAGAGCUCAGCACUGCGCGCAAGAAACACAGAGCUUCAAGUCUCAGUAGCAACCCAGCUAGCAACUCCUCCAGGGACGCCCCAUGCCCAGCUAUUCACGUCCGCGCUUACUACGUUCCUUGGUCGGCGUCACAGAGAUUAAGACUAGCGUGCGCUUCGUUCCGUUUGACGGGCCGCCUAUCCGACUUGUUCCACCCCGGAAAGGCCCAAUGGAAAGUGGUUGAGCAAUUCACGGAAGGGGUGUGGUACCGUUUGCUUACGGCCGCACUGCGCCUAAUUAGCGCUCUGAGCUCAGAAGCCGCCAACCAUGCGUGGUUGUUAGAGCAAGGCGCGCUGCAAGCCGUGAGGAAAAUUCUGCAGUAUUUGCCGGCAGACAGGAUGCGGAGCGGACACCUAGAGGCGGCGCUGUGCGUCUACCGGCUGUUCGAGAACCCGGCAGUGCAUGCAGCCAUCAGCAAAUCGUCAGCGUUGAAGGCGGCCGCUCACGGGAUCCUGAUCGAGCUUCGAGCCAUCGACAGCGACUUGUUUGGCAAGGGGUGGGGGACGCGGAUCGGCAGCCAGCUUUACGAAGAGCUGUGUUCCGUCGAGCAAGAGCCUCCAGCGAAAAGCGCCGGAACGGAAGAGCAGAAGAACGGAACGAGACGGCAGCGGUCAAGCAAGACGCAAGGGAAGAGCACGGUCGAUGAAGAGAAGAAGACGGAUGGCGAUUGUGCGGAAGACGAAGUCAUGCACGAAGGUGCGAAAAGCGUUCCUGCUGAAGAAGUCAGUGCCACCACGACCUUUCCGCCGGGCAGCAAAUCGGAAAAGGAAGCUCUGCAGCGGAAGGCUGACAGACGAAGGGUGAGGUGUUCGCGAGAAGGGUGCAUUGUGGAGAGGGAGUCCGGAGUGAGGCUCAUGGUGUGCGCUGGCUGCAAGCGAGCACGGUACUGCUCAAAAGAUUGCCAAAAAGCAGACUUCCACUCGCACAAGCUUGUUUGUAAAGUCAAGUAACAUAGAGAUACGAUGAAAGCAAAUGCUAAGUGCGCAAAAAUUCGUCAAGGUGGGGUAGCAUAUUCAGCUACUCAGGAUGCAGGUAACUCGGCAACAUUGCAAUCUAUUAAGGAUCUCCGGCGAUCGAGUCGCAGUACAGUACAUGUUUGAUAAACGUUAGGGAAUCUGAGCGUAGAGCCUGUUUGUACCAGAGGUAAUCAUGCAAUUAAAAGGUCAGGACCGGACAUCCCGCGGCAGCCAGGCACCUUUAUAGUAUAUAUGAAAGUUUCAGCAGGACGAUUAAACGUGGAUUCUGCAGGACACCGAUCGUCAACUAAAUGGACGUCCGAUCGCCUGAUUACAAUUGAGCACAGAGAUAGAUAGUUUGGCGCGCAUUGAUAGGAUUAGAUAUAUGCACCAUGCGAGAAACA
Klebsormidium nitens is the source of this 2840-nucleotide messenger RNA. Lineage: Eukaryota; Viridiplantae; Streptophyta; Klebsormidiophyceae; Klebsormidiales; Klebsormidiaceae. The record is from the annotation of a GenBank genome assembly.